Thlaspi arvense is the source of this 2928-nucleotide messenger RNA. Lineage: Eukaryota; Viridiplantae; Streptophyta; Magnoliopsida; Brassicales; Brassicaceae. The record is from the annotation of a GenBank genome assembly.
AUGCUUCCGGUAAAGGUUGGAGAUGUAGAAGCUGGACUUCUUGUCGCACUUGCUGACUGUAAUUGCGUCUCGGACAUUGAGGUGGCGUGGACUGAUUCCUGCACAGUGAAAGAGGCAAUGAUCAUAUGGACAAGGAAGAAAGGCUUCACGGUGUUGGGUGAGGCCCACUUGGCCUUUAUUAAAGCACAAAGCAUUAUUACGUUUCCAUCAAACUCUCUGAUCAGAAACAAACACAGAAUGAAGAUCUUCUUCUUCUUUUACUUUGUCUUAUUCUCCCUCCUGAUCCAAUCCUGUUUCUCCAACAACAUGAUCAUGAGAAGACAGUCUUUAAAAGACGGUGAUGUUAUAUUCUCUGAAGGAAGGAGAUUCGCCUUUGGAUUCUUCAGCCUGGGGACUUCGAAGCUCCGGUAUGUUGGGAUUUGGUACGCACAAGUCUCUGAGCAAACUGUUGUAUGGGUUGCAAACAGAGACCAUCCUAUUAAUGACACAUCUGGUCAUAUAAAGUUCAGCAGCAGAGGCAAUCUCUGUGUCUAUCCAUCUGUCAAUGGAACUGAGCCUAUCUGGUCUACAGAUGUCUUGGACACGAUCUCAGAACCGGCUUUAGUUGCGAAGCUAUCUGAUUUAGGCAACCUUGUUCUGAUUGAUCCUGUCACAAAGAAAAGCUUCUGGGAGAGCUUUAAUCAUCCUACAAACACUCUGCUUCCCUUCAUGAAGUUUGGAUACACUCGCCAAGACGGCCUGGAUCGGUUUAUGACGUCGUGGAGAUCACCUAGUGACCCAGGUUCCGGAAACAUUACAUACCGGAUAGACCGUAGAGGGUUUCCUCAGAUGAUGAUGUACAAGGGACCGACUCUGUCGUGGCGUACUGGUUCAUGGACAGGGCAGAGAUGGAGCGGUGUGCCUGAAAUGACGAACAAGUUUAUCUUCAACAUCUCCUUUGUGAAUACUCCGGAUGAAGUAUCAAUCACUUAUGGUGUGUUGAACCCUUUAGUCAUAACAAGAAUGGUGCUAAACGAGACGGGGAUCGUCCAACGGUUCACAUGGAACGGGAGGGAUAAGAAAUGGAUUGGGUUCUGGUCAGCUCCUGAAGAGAAGUGUGAUAACUACAACCACUGUGGUGUUAACGGUUACUGUGAUCCCACGAGUACAGAGAAGUUUGAGUGCACUUGCCUACCGGGCUACGAGCCCAAAAAGCCUCAGGACUGGUCCUUGAGGGAUGCUUCGGGUGGGUGCAAGAGGAGAAAUACAGCUUCCAUGUGUAGUGGGAGAGAAGGUUUUGCCAAGUUAAAGCGUGUGAAGGUUCCCAAUACAUCAGCUGUAAGGGUAGAUAUGGACAUAACAUUGAAGGAAUGCGAAAAGAGGUGCUUGAGGAACUGCUCUUGUGUCGCUUAUGCGAGUGCUUACCACGAGAGCGAAGGCGGAGCAAAAGGGUGCUUGACGUGGCACGGAGAUAUGUUGGAUACAAGGACAUACCUGAGCUCGGGACAAGACUUCUACCUGCGCGUAGAUAAGGCAGAGCUAGCGCGGUGGAAUGGGAAUGGAUCAUCAGGGAAGAGGAGACUCGUUUUGAUUCUCAGCAGUUUGGCUGUAGCUGUGAUGUUACUAAUGAUCAUUUUGUUACUUUUCAUAAGGAAACGACGGCUUAACAAGUUGAAAACAUACACAGGUGCAGAGUCUAACAGGCAUAGAAAACCUUCGUCAACCUUCGCCCCGAACUCGUUUGAUCUUGAAGACUCCUUCACAUUAGAAGAGCUUGAGGACAAAUCAAGAAACCGAGAGUUACCUCUUUUUGAGCUUAGCACGAUCGCUGCAGCGACAGAUAACUUCUCUUUCCAAAACAAGCUUGGAGCAGGUGGUUUCGGACCCGUUUAUAAGAUUUGGGCUCUAUGGGAAAAAGGUGAAGCAGCUACGAUCAUAGACACGUUAAUGGACGAAGAUACUUAUGAUGAGAGCGAGGUGAUGAAAUGCAUACACAUUGGGUUGCUUUGCGUGCAAGAAAGCGCUUCGGACAGACCAGACAUGUCAUCUGUUGUGUUCAUGUUGGGACAUAACGCCAUUGAUCUUCCAUCUCCGAAGCAUCCUGCGUUUACGGUGGGAAGGAAGAGAAGCGUCACAAAUGGCGGCAGCUCAGGUAAUUGGCCCAGCGGAGAAACCGGUAGCUCUUUUAACGACGUUACUCUCACCAACGUUGAAGGCCUGAACAAUCUCUCGCUUUCUGCAAUUGCAAUGGCUUCCUUCACAACAUCUUCUUCUUCCUCGCUUCUCCCGAAAACUCUGCUUCCCGUAAGCCACCUGACACGCUUCCAUACACUCUCCGGUAUCCGCCGAUGCGGCACAUGGAAUCCUCUGCUCCGGAGUAUCUCCGCCGCUGGGUCUCGGCGACGCGUGGCGAUUGUCAAGGCUGCGACGGUUGAUUCAGAUUACUCGUCUAAACGGAGCAGUAGCAACGAGCAGAGGGAAACGAUUAUGCUCCCUGGAUGCGACUACAAUCACUGGCUUAUUGUAAUGGAAUUCCCCAAGGAUCCAUCGCCAACAAGGGAACAGAUGAUUGAUACUUACCUUAACACUCUUGCUACUGUUCUCGGAAGUAUGGAAGAGGCAAAGAAGAACAUGUAUGCAUUCAGUACCACAACGUAUACUGGAUUCCAAUGCACCAUUGACGAAGAAACAUCUGAGAAGUUCAAGGGUUUGCCUGGAGUUCUCUGGGUUUUGCCUGACUCCUACAUAGAUGUCAAGAACAAGGACUAUGGAGGCGACAAGUACAUCAAUGGAGAGAUUAUCCCGUGCACAUACCCAACAUACCAACCAAAGCAGCGUAAUAACUCCAAGUAUCAGAGUAAGAGGUACGAAAGAAAAAGAGACGGUCCACCUCCUGAGCAGCAGAGGAAACCAAGACAAGAACCAGCCGCUUCUGAUUCCUCCUCUUGA